CUCCGAUUGUCUACGAAUCUGUUAACAUUUUUUUCUUUUGAAUUUUCUAAGAUAAGAUCUGGGCUAUGAGUUUUUGCUAUGAUCGGUAGUACUUGCUGUAGCCUUAGCUCUAGAGUAGAAGUGCAGCCGAGCAUUCCCUUUGCACAAGUUUGUGCUCUAUGCCUCUAUUGUAUUGAAAUGUACAAGUAUUUAUAUACCUUGAAUUCACAAACUAGGGAGCAAAACUAAUUUGACUCUGGAUUGUAGCCAUUUUGUACAAUUUUUCACUACACGGUAUGUAUGGGCCAGCACGUCAAGUGAAAACAAUAGAAAAUAGACACAAGAAAAAACAAGAAAAGAUGAAGGAAUCUGGUGGGAGAAACAGGGAGAAUGUAUCAGGUAAAAAUAGUCCAUAUUUUGACAAUGGCGUAAAUUCUCUUAAAAAAACAUAACAAGGAAUCUGGUGGGAGAAACAGGGAAAACGUGUCAGGUAGAAAUAGUCCAUAUUUUGACAACGGUGUAAAUUCUCUAAAAAAACAUAACUGAUGCUUUACGAAACUUGGCAAACCAAUAAAAGUGCUUUGGUAAAAUUCGAGUUUAUGCGCGAGUCAGUUACUCAGUUAAGAAGGCAAGGUGCUAGAGUUGUUUAGCAUUUCAGAAUAAAAAAUGUGUUGUUUACCACAAGUUUAUGACGAUUUACCAGAUUAUAAUACCCAGAAGAGUUAAAAAGAGACGUGGAUACAAAAAAAAAAAGAGAGAGAAACAGAUACGUGGGUCCUGCACUCCUGCUUCCAUCCAUCUCCGAACCUCUUCCCCUCUAUCUAUAAAGGCAGCCAUCUGUAAAUAAUUCCCCACACCGCCCCGGUCAAAAUCAAACGCUCGGUUGCUAGAGUCGAGUCCCGCCCAAUUCCAAAGCACUCCGCCAUGACGAAACCCACCGCUGGCUUCCAGACGCCGCGCCCUUCCUCCCUUCGCUCCUCCACCGCUGGCGCCCGCUCCGCCGCAGCGAAGCUCGCGGUCGCCAGCGCCGUCCCACGGGACCUCGCCUCCAGCACCAAGGUGGUGCGCAAGUGCCUGGACUACGACGGCGACACCAUCCUCCCUGCUACCGCAGCCCCCACGCCGCCGCUGGAUGACGUGCUGGAGGACGGCCUCGCACUUCCGCUGGACCUGCCAGACCCUGAAGUCUCCGGCGACUCCUCCUCCUCCUCCUCCUCCGUCAUCUUCGCUGCUCCGGAUGACGCGGUGAUAACUUCCGCCGACUCCUCUGUCACCGAGGUCGCCGCGCCCGCCGACUCCACCGCCGACAGCGACGCAUCUCUCCCGGAACAAAUCAAGUUCGUCAUGUCCGAGCUGCAUGCCGCCACCGGCCUCAGCCCGCGCUCCAAGCGCCUCCUCACGGCGCUCGCCGAGGCCGCGAACGCCGAGCUCACCCCCACGGCCACCACCGCCCGCCGCCUCCGUCGCGCCACCUUCUGGGGCAAGGUGCGCGUGGCGGUCCUCGCCGCGACGGUCACCACCGUGGCCGCCAUCGACGUCGCGCUCGCCGCCUACCUCUACGCGCGCCGCGUCAACGACCGGUACCACGUCAUGCCCCCCACCUGAUCCCAGCACCGCACUCCGACCACCGCCGCCGCCGCCGCCCGUGCGCCUCGACCUCGAUCGUCCAGACGAAACUGUGAUCGCUCCCUCCGUGUUGUCCCUGCUGAAGUGCUGAUUGUGCGACGUUUGCCCAGUAUACGUAGGCACGUAGCGAUGUUGCUGUUAAGAGUUAAUGGCUGCUGCAAUUGUUUAGUUCUAAUUCUGGCUACUGAUUUAUGUUGCGAGUAGCGCAUAUUGCAUCAUUGUUAAGACAUUAGCAUUGGUGGUACCCUGGUAUAGGUCAGAGAUUCAGAGAAGUAUGUUCAGAAGAGAGUAACUAAUCGGUGUUGUGGUUCGUUUAAGGCCUUGUUUAGAUAAAAAAAACUUUUUGGAUUU
Sorghum bicolor (sorghum) is the source of this 1956-nucleotide messenger RNA. RefSeq lists its product as uncharacterized. The coding region runs from base 904 to 1584 and encodes 226 amino acids. NCBI's taxonomy places the organism in Eukaryota, Viridiplantae, Streptophyta, Magnoliopsida, Poales, Poaceae. The transcript has 3 exons. The record is from RefSeq and is a predicted model, not a curated record.